AUGUACCCCGAGAACAAGCAGAAAAAGCUCUGGUGGGAGGAGAAAGAACGUUUGUUGAAGAUGACAUUGGAAGAGAGAUGUAAAGAAUAUUUAUGGGAUUAUGUACCCUUGAAAGAUAUUCCAACAUGGAAGGAAGAAAUGAAAAACAAAGCCCAAAGUGAUGAAGACAACACCAAUGACGCUUUCUUGAUGCAGAAAAGUCUUAGUGAAAAAGUCUCCCUAUACAGAGGCGAUAUCACAGUACUUGAGAUUGAUGCCAUAGUUAAUGCUGCAAAUUCAAGUCUUCUUGGAGGAGGUGGUAUGGAUGGAUGUAUACACAGAGCUGCUGGUCCUUGUUUGGUUGCUGAAUGCCGCAGUCUGAGGACUGAAACUGGACAAGCCAAAAUCACGUGUGGUUAUGACCUACCAGCAAAAUAUGUCAUUCACACUGUGGGCCCUAUAGCUCGAGGACAUAUAAGUAAUAUCCAUAAAGAAGAUCUGGCAAAUUGCUAUAAAAUCUCUUUGAAACUGGCAAAAGAGAAACUCAUCAGAUCAAUUGCUUUUCCAUGUAUCUCAACAGGCAUUUAUGAUUUUCCAAAUGAGCCAGCUGCAGUCAUUGCACUUACAACAGUCAAGGAGUGGUUAAGGAAGAAUGAGAAUGAGAAAAUAAUCUUCUCAGUGAAUUUGCACAAUCAAUAG
Molecule: messenger RNA, 678 nt
Organism: Pseudonaja textilis
Lineage: Eukaryota; Metazoa; Chordata; Lepidosauria; Squamata; Elapidae
Source: RefSeq, a predicted model, not a curated record